UUUUAUUAAUAAACAGUAAACACAAACACUGUCUUCUUCGUCUUCUCAGAUCUGCCAGCUCUGUCACUGAGCGAGAUACAAAGAAAACCCGCUAUUCGCCAUGGACAUGGCGAUUAGGGUUCCGAUUCUUCUUCUACUCUUUUUGGCUUUCAUAACGCCUAUAUUUUCGCUUUACGAAGAUCAAGUUGGCCUCAUGGACUGGCAUCAACAGUACAUAGGGAAAACGAAGCAAGCUGUAUUUCAUACUCAGAACACUGGGAGGAAGCGUGUUGUGGUAUCCACCGAGGAGAAUGUUAUCGCCUCACUUGAUCUACGCCACGGAGAGAUUUUUUGGAGACAUGUUCUUGAACCAAAGGACGCUGUCAAUGGAAUUGAGAUUGCCCUGGGAAAAUAUGUCAUUACACUCUCCUCAGAGGGAACUAUCUUGAGGGCAUGGAAACUUACUGAUGGGCAGAUGGUGUGGGAAACUUAUCUACCGGGCAAUCAGCAGUCAAAGUCAUUAUUAGUGGUGCCUUCCAAUUUGAAAGUUGAGAAGGACAAUUUGAUCCUCGUUUUUAGCAAAGGAUGUCUCCACGGCAUUUCAAGUAUAGAUGGUGAGGUGCUUUGGAAGAGAGAUUUUGCAGCUGAAAGUGUACAGGUUCAGCAGGUUAUUCAGCAUCUUGACAAUGAUAUAAUCCAUGUGGUAGGAUUUACUGGUUCUUCUCAGUUUAAUGCAUACCAAAUAAGUUUGAAGAGUGGAGAGCUGUUGAAGCAUGAAAGUGCAGUCUCUCCUGGCGGUUUUGCUGGGGAAGUUUCAGUAGUUUCAAGUGGCAUCCUCGCUACAUUGGAUGCCAGUAGGAAAAUUUUGGUAACUAUACACUUUCUGGACGGAGAAAUUAGCUUUCAACAGACGUACAUCUCAAAUCUCGUGGAGGGUUCCUUGGGGAUGGUGAUGAUACUACCAUCUGUACUUCCUGGGAUGGUGGUUGUGAAAAGUGAUGGACUUACAAUAUUUAUGAGGGUGACAGAUGAAAGGAAGUUGGAUGUGGUGGACAAAGUUAAUCAUGCAGCAGCUGUUAGUGAUACUCUUUCAUUCUCGAAGGGCCAGCAAGCAUUUGCACUGGUUCAGCAUGGAGGUGAUGAGAUUCAGCUCACAGUAAAGGUUGUUCAUGACUGGAAUAAUGAUUUGCUUAGGGAGAGCAUUAAGUUGGACCACCAUAGAGGGCUUGUUCAUAAGGUUUUCAUAAACAAUUAUAUCAGAAUGGACAAAUCUCAAGGAUUUAGAGCCUUGGUUGUUAUGGAAGAUCAUUCACUGUUGUUAUUACAGCAAGGGGAAGUUGUCUGGAGUAGGGAGGACGGCCUUGCCUCAAUAAUAGAUGUAACGGCAUCCGAGCUUCCUGUUCAAAAGGAAGGUGUGUCAGUGGCAAAAGUGGAGCACAACCUAUUUGAAUGGCUCAAGGGACACAUCCUGAAGUUAAAGGGAAGCUUGAUGCUCGCAAGCCCUGAAGAUGUGGCUGCCAUACAAGAGAUUAGGCUUAAAAGUUCUGCGAAGAGCAAAAUGACCCGAGACCACAAUGGUUUCCGGAAGCUGCUCAUAGUUCUCACUAAAGCUGGUAAACUUUAUGCGUUGCACACAGGAGAUGGACGGGUUGUGUGGUCUCUGUUACUGCAGUCGCUACAUAAAUCACAAGCGUGCGAACAUCCGACUGGGCUUAAUCUAUAUCAGUGGCAGGUUCCGCAUCAUCAUGCACUGGAUGAGAAUCCGUCUGUUCUUGUUGUUGGCAGGUGUGGACCCAGCGCUGAAGCACCUGGUGUAGUUUCUUUUGUUGAUACUUAUACAGGAAACGAGCUUAGUUAUAUGAGUCUUGCGCACUCUGUUACGCAAGUCAUACCGCUACCAAUUACAGAUUCGACUGAGCAACGUCUUCAUCUACUCGUAGAUGUUGACAACCAUGUGCAUCUGUAUCCAAAAACUCAAGAGGCUCUUGGUAUAUUUGAACGCGAGUUUUCAAAUAUAUACUGGUAUUCAGUUGAGGCUAAUAAUGGGAUUAUUAAAGGGCAUGUAUUGAAAAGCAAUUGCAUAGGUGAAUUAGACAAUGGUUACUGCUUUGACUCAAGGGACAUAUGGUCUGUUGUAUUCCCUUCAGAGUCAGAAAAGAUCAUUGCAGCUGUGACAAGAAAAUUGAACGAGGUGGUUCAUACACAAACAAAAGUUAUUGGGAACCAAGAUGUUUUAUAUAAAUACUUAUCGAAUAAUGUACUUUUUGUGGCAACUGUUUCACCAAAGGCCAGUGGUGAUGUUGGAUCAGCAACUCCGGAGGAGUCAUGGUUGGUUGUAUACAUUAUUGAUACUGUAACUGGUCGCAUAUUGCAUCGCAUGACCCACUAUGGUUCACAUGGUCCUGUCCGUGCGGUCUUCAGGGAGAACUGGAUUGUCUAUCACUAUUUUAAUCUUAGGGCACACAGAUAUGAGAUGUCAGUUAUUGAAAUUUAUGAUCAAUCUCGAGCGGAUAACAAAGAUGUCUGGAAGCUUGUUCUUGGAAAGCAUAAUCUGACAUCGCCCAUGUCCUCAUAUUCUCGACCGGAAGUGAUAACUAAAUCACAAUCUUACUUUUUCACCCAUUCUGUGAAAGAAAUAUCAGUGACAUCAACUGCCAAGGGUAUAACAUCGAAGCAGCUUCUUAUUGGUACAGUUGGAGAUCAGGUUCUGGCACUUGAUAAGCGUUUCCUAGACCCCCGCAGAUCAAUUAACCCCACUGAAGCAGAGAAAGAAGAAGGACUGAUUCCUCUGGCUGAUUCAUUGCCUAUUAUUCCUCAGUCCUACGUAACGCAUUCCCUUAGGGUGGAAAAUCUCCGGGGCAUAGUAACAGUGCCUGCUAAGUUGGAGUCAACAACUCUCGUCUUUGCUUAUGGAGUCGAUCUCUUUUUUACACGGCUUGCACCCUCGAGGACCUAUGACUCACUCACAGAGGAUUUUAGCUAUGCCUUGUUGCUCAUUACGAUUGUUGCACUUAUUGCUGCAAUCUUUGUGACAUGGAUUUUGUCUGAGAGGAAAGAGUUGCAAGAGAAGUGGAGGUGAGUUAGACUCUCUAAUUUUAUUUGUGCCCUGACAAAAUUUUGUGUAUUAUCCUUUUUAAGCUUUGUUUUGUACUAGAUAGAUGCGAGGUCCAAUCCAAGCUCUGUAAUUUUCCUAAUCUUGUAGUAUGCAGCCUUUCAAUGACAGGCUGACAGCUCUUUCGUCAUUUAUACGGAACGAAAUACUAAACUCUGUGACCUUGUGUUGCAAACCUAAAAUUUGAAGGAUGUUUUGGAUCACUAA
Molecule: messenger RNA, 3298 nt
Organism: Tripterygium wilfordii
Lineage: Eukaryota; Viridiplantae; Streptophyta; Magnoliopsida; Celastrales; Celastraceae
Product: ER membrane protein complex subunit 1-like
Exons: 12
Coding region: 101-3058 (985 amino acids)
Biological process (GO): protein folding in endoplasmic reticulum
Cellular component (GO): EMC complex
Molecular function (GO): protein binding
Source: RefSeq, a predicted model, not a curated record